Molecule: messenger RNA, 3966 nt
Organism: Brassica rapa (field mustard)
Lineage: Eukaryota; Viridiplantae; Streptophyta; Magnoliopsida; Brassicales; Brassicaceae
Product: protein CUP-SHAPED COTYLEDON 3
Biological process (GO): regulation of DNA-templated transcription
Molecular function (GO): DNA binding
Source: RefSeq, a predicted model, not a curated record
AAAAAAAAUUAAAAAUAAGAUAAUUCUUAUAUAUAUUUUGUUGCUAUCUGAAAAUAAUAUUUUUAUUAUAAAAGUUAAAAAGAUACAAAAAAUUAUAAUUAAAUAUUAUUAAAAAAAACAUUUAUAUAAAUAUAUUUUUAAACUAUUUCUAAGAUAUGAGUGUUUAAAAAAAUUUAACACGGGAUGUUCAGAACACGGGAUUAUGCUUAUGAGAGAGUGGCUCGGGAGUGGGUUAGGAGAUGAGUCUAAUGGGCUGCGAAUUGUUGAAUUUUCUUUUUAAUUGCAAGCCCACUUCGUGAUGAUCUGACAUAUUGGUUGGUCAUGAAUAUUUGUGCACAUGUGGAUAGACUUAGGAUGCUAGAAUUUAGCUCCUUUUAUAUAGUAGGAUGAAAUGGAAAUUUCUACAAAUUAAUAGAUAUAAAUUUAAAAUAAAUAUAUUCUCUCAUAUGAUGUAACUCAUAUACUUAUUGUUUUCCUUUAUAUUUUGCUCUGAAUUAAUUAAAAUAGCAUUAUUUAACCUAUUUUGCACAAAAGCAUUAUAAAAUCUAUAUUCAUUUUUAAUAUAUAUCUCAAAAAACUCUGUGAUCUUUUGGCACCUUUUUCGAAUUGAGGCUUAUCGUUUGGCUUUUUGUUGGACAAACAAAUCUAAUCUCUAAACUAUUUUUAUUUGAAAAAUAUUAAGAUAUGUCUUUUUUUAUUUAUUAAUAUGAGGUAUCCGGACAUAUAAAAACCCCAGAUUAAUCUCCAAUAAGAAGUACAACUCACAGAUAGACAUUCUCUUCGUAAUCAUUUUUUUUUGGUUAAACAAGACAUUGUAGGAGUUUCAAUAUGACGAGGCUUUACGACAAAUCGGUGACAUAUGUCUUAUUCAUAGUAAUGACUAAUUCAUACUAUGAUAACCGUUAACUACGAAUGGUUGAGAGAGCAGGUUAGGAUCGGACAAAUGCGUCAAAUGCAUGACUUGUUCUAUAGCAAUCCUAGUUGAAUUCAUUUGGCAACAGAAAGAAUACUAGUUGAAUUGAAUUGUUGGAUUGGAAAAAUAAAACUAUAAAUCAUGUGGACAGUACAUGAUUUAUUGUGAUGGUCUAAUUUGUGCUGUCCUGGCUGAAUCCAAUACCUUCGACAGUAUCCAUCAUUUAAAUACUAUAGUGACCGCUAAAGAUGCGCCUAUAAAUUUGGAUGUUUGGUUGAGUUUUAUUAAUUUUCAAACCAACCAGGAUUGCAUAUAUAAGAACUACCAAUUUUUUUACUGAAAAAAAGAAUCACCAAAUUACUAAGAAUUACCAAUCUAAGACGAUUCUUUGCAUACUAAUCGAGAUGCAUUAACUUUAAAGAUUUUCUAUGUCGUAUUUGUGCGUGAAUCGUAUUAGCCUUAUAGGUUUAUAGACAUGUAUGUAUUGAUAUGACUAUAUAUGAGUAUAUAUUACAAGGUAAGAAGAAUUAAUAAGGGUUCUAAAAGAAGAAUUUCUUGACCAACUAAACAAAAUAAACAAAGGAUAAAAGUUGGACGUGUGAGAUAUAGCUGCAUGUACCUUGUACUUGAAGACCCUUAUUAGGUGAGAGCUUCAUGUACACUCUCCCUUCCGCAAUUUCCUUAUUUUUUUCUAUUAGAAAUUCUGUUCAAUUCUUUAUUUCGAAAAUAAUCACAUAAAAAUCUCUGGAAAUUUAUAAUUUUUUUUGGUAAACAUGUUAAGAAUUUAUAGUUGUUACAAAGCAUGCACGGUCAUAUUUGAAACGUAUGUUCCUGAAUAUACCGAAUUAAGAAACAUACGUUAGAUAAAUAUAUGCAGUUGACAGAAAUUUAAUUUUAAUCUUGGUCAGAUAUAAGGCAAAAAUUGUAUUAAAUUAAUUGUGUUGUAUAUCAAAAAAAUAAUUGUUUUUAAUCGCGUGCAUGACAAAAGCAAGAAGGAAAAUAAACCUACUCUUUGUCUUCUCUUUUUUUCUUUUUUGGCACGAUCCUACUCUGUCUUCUUCCUUCAUCUUUUCCUCCUUAGAAUAGUCACAAGUCAUCCUUGUCACGAUAUAUAACUGCAACUUAAACCCUAAUCUCAUAAAAGUUGUCUUUCUGAUUUCUCUCCGUCCAUGCAAAUAUAGAAAGGUAUUUGGAUUUGGAUUUUGGAGUGAAGUAAAGAACAUAUAUAAUGGAACAAGGAGAUCAUCAGCAGCAAAAGAAAGAAGAAGAAGCUUUGCCUCCGGGGUUCAGGUUUCAUCCAACAGAUGAGGAGCUAAUCUCGUAUUACUUGGUUAAUAAGAUUGCUGAUCAAAACUUCACCGGAAAAGCAAUUGCCGAUGUUGAUCUCAACAAGUCCGAACCAUGGGAACUUCCUGAGAAGGCGAAAAUGGGAGGUAAAGAAUGGUAUUUCUUUAGUCUACGCGACCGAAAGUACCCGACGGGUGUGAGAACAAAUCGGGCGACAAAUACUGGGUAUUGGAAAACCACAGGAAAAGACAAAGAGAUAUUCAAUAGCACAACCUCGGAGUUGGUAGGAAUGAAGAAGACAUUGGUCUUCUACAGAGGAAGAGCUCCUCGUGGGGAGAAGACAAGUUGGGUCAUGCAUGAAUAUCGACUUCACUCUAAGUCCUCCUAUAGAACCUCCAAGCAAGACGAGUGGGUAGUGUGUAGAGUGUUCAAGAAAACAGAAGCAGCCAAGAAGUACAUAAGCAAUAGCAGCAGCAGCACAAGUCAUCAUCACCAAAACCAAACAAGAGCCUCUAUACUAUCAGCCAACAACAACAACCCUAGUUACUCAUCGGACCUCCUUCAAUUCCCAUCACAUCUACCACCACACACCAGCCUCAAUAUCAACCAAACCCUCAUGGCUAACGCAGUUCAUCUAGCUGAACUCUCUAGAGUCUUUCGUGGCUCCACAAGCAGCACAAUGGAUUCUGCUCAUCAGCAGCUAAUGAGCUACAACCACAUGCCUGUCUCAGGGCUCAAUCUCAACCUUGGUGGUGCAUUGGUCCAGCCGCCGCCUCCUACUGUGUCGCUUGAGGAUGUUGUCGCUGUUACCGCUUCAUUCAAUGGCGAAAACGGGUUUGGAAAUGUGGAGAUGAGCCAGUGCAUGGACUUGGAUGGAUACUGGCCAUCUUACUGAUUAGGAGUUGUCACUUUUGAAAUAUGUUUUUGUUUUCUAUCGUUGGUCUGAAGAAGAAAGUUUCGUUUACAGGUUGGUAAUACCUUUUGUUUUUGUUUAUGUUAUUGCAUUUGUUUAGCUGUUCAAGGAAAGAUUUAAGAAUCGAAGACUAUAGUCAAACCAAAUGUGGUAUGCCUCUAUGAUUCAUAUCAAAUCCUUUUGCUUACAAAUAAAAUAAAAGUUUGUAUACUUUUCUUUUUCUUUUGUCAUCUCAAAAAUUUCUUCAAAAAUAUUGUAAUUACAUAGCUUUUUUUUUUUGGACAAAACAUAGCUUUUUUACUCAUAAAUCCGCAAGACAUCUAAUACAGUAAUAAUGUAAAUGAAAACAAAGCAAUUUUAAGAAGCCUAUAUAGAAGCUCUUUUCUUUUUUUGAACCACUUUUUUUCUAAACCACUAUAGAAGCUCUUUUAAUCUUGAUAAGAUAUGCAAGGUAGAAGCAAGCAGUGACCGAAACAACCCAAAAAGACUUCUAUAAUUUCAAUGUUUCAUAUCCAAUCCUUUUAGUUACUAUAACAGUCUCCUGCUCCAGACUAUUUGUUUAAAAGGCUUGAAAUUGUUGGUUAAAUACAUUAAGUUUGGAAGCAAACGCAAACAAACAGCUGAAACCCAAGUACUAGUAGCCAAAUGGAAAAGAUAAUGAAGACGAGAGUGAUAGGUUUAAAAGAGUGGCACAAGUCCGCAAAUCCAUCCACAUGAAUUACAAAAUAUACAAACCAAGACUUUACUAGAUUUACUCUUUAUAUUUGUCUAAUCUUCUCUGUAUUAUAAGACUGAAAACUUUAUCCAAAAGGCAUCCAGAGUGAAGAAACACUUUUGCACAGAGAGCUUCAAC